Messenger RNA from Onychostoma macrolepis, 3281 nucleotides. RefSeq names its product sushi, von Willebrand factor type A, EGF and pentraxin domain-containing protein 1. The transcript is spliced from 17 exons. Lineage: Eukaryota; Metazoa; Chordata; Actinopteri; Cypriniformes; Cyprinidae. The record is from RefSeq and is a predicted model, not a curated record. Bases 640 to 3072 code for a protein of 810 amino acids.
AUAUAUCAAUGAAUAAAUAAACAAAUAAAUAAAUAAAAAAUACAAAAUAAUAAUAAAAGACAACAAAAAAAACAACAACAACAGACACAUACUCAAUAUCUCAAAGUCCAGUCAAAGGGAGGGAGAGACGGAAGGACAAGAAAAACACAAAAGUCAGAAAAGACCAGUCUUGAAGAAGAAGAAAAAAAUUAGAUGACUAACAGUUUAUUUAUGCAACCGGCCCCAGUAGAUAAUACUAUAAUAGGCAUCCUUAAUUUAAUACUAGAGAAAUUGAAUAAUAUUGCCCGCUUGUCACUACUGAGUUCAUAAUUAAGAAAGUAAUUAAAAAUAGCUAUUAGUAUAUGUUCUAAGCUAGUAAGGGUGCCAAAGGGCGUCUAGAUGAAUCUGCGCUCUUCCACAGAAACGCUCCGUUGUUUUUAAACGCAAUUCUUGCAUUUUGAUAUUAUUUGAACGAAUCAGUCGUUUAUUGUUAUUUUACAAGAACCGUACCUGAUGCAGAGGUGUUUCUGUGGGUUUGACUGAAACGAAGGCAGGCGGAGCUCUCGUGACGACAGCGGGCUUCUGUUAAAAACAUUUUGCGCGAAACGGAGUUUGUUUUGGUGACAGACUCCUUCAAUUCAUCUGCAGUUGUCCGUGAAUAUGGCGCUUGUUUGGAGGAAUAUACUCAUACUUGUGUUCGCGCACUUUGUCGUGUCUCAAAGACAUAUGCCUAGUCUCACUCGAUGUGGCGAACCAACAAAAUAUCCCGACAAGCAGCUGUCCAAAAUAUUAAAUAAUGGAGAUGCGAGGUAUACAUGUGCCCUGGGUUACACACCAUCAGCAGGAAGUCGAACAUCAAAGUGUGUGCGAGGACAAUGGACAACCUUGACCUUGAAAUGCGAAAAGAUGAAGUGCAAUGCGCUGGGUGACAUCGAGGACGGGCAAUACUAUCAAGAAGGGCGAUCAUUUGGCGAUAAGGCCAUUGCUGUGUGUAAUGAAGGAUAUGUUUUGAGAGGAGAAGGAGUCCGUAUAUGUAUGGAAAAGGGUUGGAAUGGGAUGGACCCCAUCUGUGAGGUGUCAAAGAUCACCUGUUCAGCACCUGCUGUGGCAAACAGACAGAUAAAACCUGGAGAAAGGACACAGUACGGACCCCAAGACACUGUAAACAUCGUCUGCAGUGAGGGAUUUGAUCUGAUCGGCUCGCCACAGGUCACAUGUGGACCAGACGGCCAAUGGCAAGGCUUGCCUGUGUGCUCGAAAGUGAUCACCUGUUCAGCACCUGCUGUGGCAAACGGGAGGAUAAGACCUGGAUCUAGGGUGUACAAACCCAAAGACACUGUAGACGUCGCCUGUAACGAGGGCUUUGAUCUGAUUGGCCCAGAACAGGUCACGUGUGGACCAGACUGCCAAUGGCAGGCCUUGCCUGAGUGUCGGCUGAAAAAGAUUACAGGUAAAUGUGGUCCAGCUCCAUCAUACCCUCACGCUUUUCCCAGAGACGGGUCCUCCACACUGAGAGAGUAUCCGUCCGGUGCUCGCAUUCUCUACAAAUGCAGUAUAGGAUACAGGCGGGUCAGAGGAAUUACCAGUAUACGCUGCCAGAACGGCCAGUGGACAAACCUGCAGCUCCGAUGUGAAAGUACGCCAGAGGACUCUUCAAGUCUCACUCGAUGUGGCGAACCAACAAAAUAUCCCGACAAGCAGCUGUCCAAAAUAUUAAAUAAUGGAGAUGCGAGGUAUACAUGUGCCCUGGGUUACACACCAUCAGCAGGAAGUCGAACAUCAAAGUGUGUGCGAGGACAAUGGACAACCUUGACCUUGAAAUGCGAAAAGAUGAAGUGCAAUGCGCUGGGUGACAUUGAGGACGGGCAAUACUAUCAAGAAGGGCGAUCAUUUGGCGAUAAGGCCAUUGCUGUGUGUAAUGAAGGAUAUGUUUUGAGAGGAGAAGGAGUCCGUAUAUGUAUGGAAAAGGGUUGGAAUGGGAUGGACCCCAUCUGUGAGGUGUCAAAGAUCACCUGUUCAGCACCUGCUGUGGCAAACAGACAGAUAAAACCUGGAGAAAGGACACAGUACGGACCCCAAGACACUGUAAACAUCGUCUGCAGUGAGGGAUUUGAUCUGAUCGGCUCGCCACAGGUCACAUGUGGACCAGACGGCCAAUGGCAAGGCUUGCCUGUGUGCUCGAAAGUGAUCACCUGUUCAGCACCUGCUGUGGCAAACGGGAGGAUAAGACCUGGAUCUAGGGUGUACAAACCCAAAGACACUGUAGACGUCGCCUGUAACGAGGGCUUUGAUCUGAUUGGCCCAGAACAGGUCACGUGUGGACCAGACUGCCAAUGGCAGGCCUUGCCUGAGUGUCGGCUGAAAAAGAUUACAGGUAAAUGUGGUCCAGCUCCAUCAUACCCUCACGCUUUUCCCAGAGACGGGUCCUCCACACUGAGAGAGUAUCCGUCCGGUGCUCGCAUUCUCUACAAAUGCAGUAUAGGAUACAGGCGGGUCAGAGGAAUUACCAGUAUACGCUGCCAGAACGGCCAGUGGACAAACCUGCAGCUCCGAUGUGAAAGGAAGAAAUGUGGAUCUGCUGGAGAGAUUUCCUACGGCCAGUUCGAGUACACAGGCGUGUCAUUUGGAGAUUCAGCUACAGCCGUCUGUGAAGAAGGGUAUGAGCUGAUCGGCCCAAAAGUGCGGAUCUGCAGGGAUGGAGGCUGGGAUGGAAGGAGCCCCGUGUGUGAACCUGUGCACUGUCCUCCACCUCCAGAGGUCAAGGACGCCGAGAUGUUUGACCCCAUAUAUGACCAUGUUCCCUUCGGUCACGUGUUGUCCUAUCACUGCCGCACUGGAACUCUGAUCGGUGAGAGAGAAAUUUACUGCACCAAGAGCGGCACCUGGAGCGCUCCUCCUCCUAAGUGCACAGACAUUGCCUGUCCUUACCCACAUGUGCAAGGUGGAUCAAGAAUGAGGGGUUUUAGGGCGGUCUAUAAAUACGGGAACACAGUGACAAUCGCCUGUAAUCCUGGUUUAAAGCUUACAGGAGAGAGUUUUGUCACCUGUGGCCAAGAUGGGGAAUGGAUUCCAAAACUUCCUGCAUGUGUGUAGAAAUCUGCACAUGGAGCGAUGAAACAAACAAAUAUUCAACAGAAAGAAGCAAUACAGCUGGCUGGCUCAAACUCAUAAUGAAGCUUAUUUCUUCUUUUCACUGCAUUUCAUUAAAAUGAGCAGAAUGCUAUUUAGUAUUUACUCGGACUAUUUAUUGUUGCAAAAGUAGCAGUCCAUGUUGCCGAUUCUUUUUUUUUUUUUUUUACAAA